AUGGACGAGAAACCACGCAAUGGCCAAAGCAUCAAGAUACAACGAAGGAAAGUGGUUUUCUCCACCAACUCCACCUCAUCUGCAUCGCAAAGUCUUAUUAAUCAAGCAACAAAGAUGAAAAACACAAGGAUCAAAGAAAUCAGAAAGCGUAGGAGAGAUUUGUUUAUGAGAAUAAAUUAUACUCAUACCAUCACUACGGUAGUUUUACCACUUUUAAUGCUAGGUUAUAUGCUAUAUUUUAAAGAAAGUAUACUACCUGAGAACCAAAGUACUUUAUAUUUCACCAUUGUAUACUACAAUAUCACCAUGUUGGCAUUCACUGCCGGCUAUCAUAAGUAUUUCGCUCAUAACUCAUACAAGAUCAAGUUCACCUUGUUGAAGUAUUAUUUUGCCAUUUUUGGUAGUAGUUGUGGUUUGGGCUCAAUUAGAUGGUGGGCUUCCUUACAUCGAGCACAUCAUCAUUUCCCAAAUGAUACCGAACGAGAUCCAUAUCUGAUCAAGCGGGGUUUGUUAUUUAGCCAUUAUGGAUGGUUGUUGAAGAAACCGAGGGCAGUUAAAUUUUAUAAUGAAUUUAUUGAACAAGAAUUUCCUCAAAACAUUGAUGAGGCUAGACUUUCGCAGGACAUAAAACUUGAUAAAGAGCAGAGAGAAGCGUUUGGGCUUCGAGAUGAAUUCGAUAAUGAUAGUGGGGAUGAAGAGGAAGAAAUUGAGUUUAAGGACUCUUAUGAUGAGAAUAUGAGGAAUUUAUUAAAUUGGCAAGAAAGGACAUAUAUAAUAUGGUUUGCAGUUACCACUAUCUUUAUCCCAAUUUUGGUGACUAGGCUAUUCUGCCAUGAUACAACAAUACACGGAUUAAUAUACCCGGGCAUAUUUCGAAUGUUUUUAUGUCAACAAUCACUCCUCACAACUGAAUCGUUAUGUCAUUUGAAGCAAAUACAAGUUACGAUCCCAUCACAACCAUUCAGUGAUAAAAACUCUUCCCAAGAUUGUCAAAACCCAUUAAUGGCAUUACUCACCUAUGGUCAAUCACAUCAGAAUUAUCAUCAUGAAUUCCCACAUGAUUAUCGGAGCAACAAUGCUUAUCUCACUUACGAUCCGACAAAAUGGUUUAUUUGGACGUUGGAUAAAUUGGGGAUAGUUUGUGAAUUAUGUCGAACACCAGAUAAUUUGGUUGAACAUUUACGACUUCAACAACAACAAGAAAGACUUAAUCGCAUACGAAGUCAAUUGAAUUGGGGUACACCAAUAUCCAAACUACCUCUAAUAACACCUCAAGAUUUUAAACGCACCAUAGAGUCAUCCUCAAAUAAAGACCGUAUUUAUAUCGUUAUUCAAAAUAUCAUUCAUGAUAUCACACCAUUCAUGGAUCAACAUCCAGGUGGGGUUCAAUUGUUGAAAGCAUCACAUGGUAAAGAUGCCACUAGAGCAUUUUAUGGUGGCGUUUAUGGACAUCUGACGGCAGCAAUUAAUUUAUUGGCCACUAUGAGAAUAGGAAUAUUGGAUAAUGGGAACGAUGAAGAAGUUUGGACUAGAGUGGUUAAAGAAGAAGGUGAAGUUAGGGAAGUUUCAGAAUCACGACAAGGUGGUGGUUCAAAUGAGUAUCGUACUGCUGAAGCUGCAUAA
Lodderomyces orthopsilosis Co 90-125 is the source of this 1623-nucleotide messenger RNA. It is a transcript of the gene OLE2, whose product is annotated as Ole2p. Gene Ontology annotation, cellular component: endoplasmic reticulum membrane. The transcript has a single exon. Bases 1 to 1623 code for a protein of 540 amino acids. Lineage: Eukaryota; Fungi; Ascomycota; Pichiomycetes; Serinales; Debaryomycetaceae. Gene Ontology annotation, molecular function: iron ion binding; stearoyl-CoA 9-desaturase activity. Gene Ontology annotation, biological process: unsaturated fatty acid biosynthetic process. The record is from RefSeq and is a predicted model, not a curated record.